Molecule: messenger RNA, 621 nt
Organism: Necator americanus (New World hookworm)
Lineage: Eukaryota; Metazoa; Nematoda; Chromadorea; Rhabditida; Ancylostomatidae
Exons: 1
Coding region: 1-621 (206 amino acids)
Source: RefSeq, a predicted model, not a curated record
AUGAACAUGGAAAACGACUUGAAGGAAGAACUGAAUAGAAGAAUGAGAGCAGCAUGGGCAGCAUUCGCAGCCGUCAGGGAGGAUAGGGACCAACUGUCGGACCAAGAUCUUCGUGCCCAUCUGUUUGACUCGACAGUUCUUCCAGCGCUCUGUUACGCAGCGGAGACGGGGGCAGACACCGCUGCCACGUCUAGGAAGCUACUUACUACCCACAGAGCUCUUGAGAGAUGCCUUCUGAAGUUUAACCGGUGCACACAACACCUAGCCGGUCUUCGCAGCUCCGAUUUAAGAGGAAUGUCCUGUCUUCACGAUCCAGCGGAAUAUGUAUCGAAAGCAAAACAUGGAUGGGCCGGUCACGUCAUGAGAAGAAUCGUCGAUAGAUGGACUAAAAGAACGCUAGAGUGGAUCCCAAGAGAUGCUAAACGCCCUCGAGGGAGACAGCCAAUGAGAUGGGGUGAAGUGUUCGCUACACGGAGCUCAGCUGGAUGCGGCUCAAGGACCUCGUCAACGUCACUCACGAAACUUGAGAACAUCUUGGAUGACAAUGGCGAGGGCAUGGAACAAGUGGAAGAGAUGCUGGGGCCCGCACGUUCAGUGAAGGCGGGCCAUUUAACUAUCUAA